Messenger RNA from Caenorhabditis briggsae, 963 nucleotides. RefSeq names its product Protein CBR-SRG-61 (gene Cbr-srg-61). The coding region runs from base 1 to 963 and encodes 320 amino acids. Gene Ontology annotation, molecular function: transmembrane signaling receptor activity. The transcript has 5 exons. NCBI's taxonomy places the organism in Eukaryota, Metazoa, Nematoda, Chromadorea, Rhabditida, Rhabditidae. The record is from RefSeq and is a predicted model, not a curated record. Gene Ontology annotation, cellular component: membrane. Gene Ontology annotation, biological process: sensory perception of chemical stimulus.
AUGUCCAACGUCAGUAAUAUAAUGAAUAUGGAAGCUGUGAAAUCAGAUUCAACAGUGGAAACUUUAACAACAAUUCAAUUAUCCUAUGGUCUUCCCAGUUUAGUUCUAAUGAUUAGUUUCUUGAUUUUAAUGGGUUGCUCUAAAACAUAUUCCAAUUCUUUUUAUCGAUUGGUGCAGUUGGAUUUGUUAACGAACAUUCUUCUCUACUUCAACACUUGGCUUGGUAUCCGUGUAGAAAUGCAUCCUGCUGCAGUUCCAUUUCUGAAAUUCAUAGAGUCCACAAUCCCCGGAUUAUUGAAUUGGUUCAAAUAUUUGACUUGGUGGUUUAUGCAUAUUCAGUUUUUGUGUGCAGCGAAUCUGAAUGUUCAUAGAAUUUCUUCCAUAUUUUUUCCAGCUAAAUAUGAAAAGUUCUGGACCCGUUACUAUGCUCUUUUCGGAUUUGCAUUCUUCAUUUAUAGUUUUCUCCCAACUCUUUUUUGGUUCGGUUUCGCCAACGAAGUCAGUAUUAUAAAUGGAACAUUAUCCAAGAAAAGAAAUUCGGAGACAAUUGUGAAAGCAACGAAUGUGACAGCUGUAUUUUCAGUGAUUUAUUUUGUAGUUAUAUUGGUUUUAGGAUUGGCGACAUCUAUUUUGGUAAAAAGCAAAGUUAAAGCCAUCGGUUCAGCUUCCCAUGAAAAUAUUGGCAAGAAACUGACAAGAAUCGCAUUGAUCUACUGUUUCGUUUAUACUGGAAUUCUAAUGUGGAGUGUUAUAACUGCUCUAAAUUCCAAAAUGAAUUUUCUACCGACAUUUAUUGUGGGAAUCAAUCAGAAUUUGUUGGUUUUCUCCUCGGAUCUGAUGACACUCUCGUUGCCUUAUAUUCUCAUGAUUUUCGACAGCAACGUUCGAAAACACGUCUUUCAAAGAAACACACCAGUCACAUCUAAUAAUUUUGGUUUUACAAGUUUCCAGCGGUCCAGCUAG